Messenger RNA from Salvelinus namaycush (lake trout), 1226 nucleotides. It is a transcript of the gene aqp12, whose product is annotated as aquaporin 12. The record is from RefSeq and is a predicted model, not a curated record. Gene Ontology annotation, molecular function: channel activity. The coding region runs from base 96 to 929 and encodes 277 amino acids. Lineage: Eukaryota; Metazoa; Chordata; Actinopteri; Salmoniformes; Salmonidae. The transcript has 3 exons. Gene Ontology annotation, cellular component: membrane; cytoplasm. Gene Ontology annotation, biological process: transmembrane transport.
UGCCACGUUGUCACAAUCACACAGACAGCAAACUGAGCAACAAGUCAUACAUUGUGUGAGCAGAACCAGCAAGGUGUAGUAUCAUCUGUGAACCUAUGUCUGGACUCAAUGUCACCCUUGGUUACUUUCUCGCUGUUGUGGUGUUUGGUGCAGCCUUUAGGACCCUUUUCAGAAAAUGGCCUCGUUUGAGCGUUGCAGCAGAGUUUCCGGCCUCGUUUGUGCUGGUGGCAUGCUGGCUGGAGGUGCAGACGAUUAAAGAGGUGGGCGAGUGGGCAGGAGGACUGGGUCCAGACGUGACUCUAACCAUACUGUUUUUAGUGCUGCUGACCCAUGGUGUGAUCUGUGCCGGAGCCACUGGAAACCCCUCCCUGACUCUGAUGAAUUUCCUGCUGCUGGAGACCCAUACUCUGCCCACUCUGCUGGCUCUGGCUGCUCAGUUCCUGGGGGCACACCUGGCUCUGCUUGGGGCUGGCUACUACUGGGCCCUGGAGCUUAACGACAUGCACAUGAUCAAGAACCUGAUGUCAAGGGAGUGCAGCACAGCCCUGCGUGUCUCCCUGGUGCAGGGGGUCAUUUCUGAGUGUGUGUGUGCAUUCAUCUUUUAUCUGAUAUACCUCAGCCUGAAACGUCGCUCUGCGCUGAUUCGGGUUCCUCUCGUUGCAGCUGUGCUCACCUUCUUCUCCCAUUCAGCCAGUGAUUAUACCAUGGCUUUCCUGAACCCCUCCCUGGCCUAUGGCCUUACCUUCUACUGUCCCGGGUUCACCUUUACGGAGUACUCAGUGGUCUACUGGCUUGGGCCCAUUUUUGGAAUGACCCUUGCCCUUCUCCUGUACAUGGGCCACAUUCCUAGGAUUUUUACCAAGAACCUGCUGUAUUCCCAGAAAACCCGGUUCCGUCUGCCAAAGGGGGAGGGAGAUAAAAAAAAGUGAAAGAAUAUAAAAAUCAUCCACCUCAGCUGAGGCAAUAACAGACCUAAGAGUACAUUAGGAAUGCAAUGCUCAAUUUUGUUCUUAUUGGUAUGUUUCAUUUUGCACUGAGCACUAUAUUCAACAGCUGAUUCUCUCCUUAGGUUAGACUGACAAAAAGGGAUGGGCUAUAGAAUAAUAAGAUCUGUACAUGUAUGAUACAAUUUCAUAUCUCAUGUACAACAUGUGUUCUUUCAGAAGUAAUAUAUCAAUUGAAAAUAACUAUUUUAAAUAAACAUGUGUAUUAAACAUUUAACAUUG